Messenger RNA from Pocillopora meandrina, 9493 nucleotides. Lineage: Eukaryota; Metazoa; Cnidaria; Anthozoa; Scleractinia; Pocilloporidae. The record is from the annotation of a GenBank genome assembly.
GGUUUGUCACGUGAUCAACAAACCAUCUGUUUCGUUGUUGAUUUGGAGUCUGGGCCGACUUUCAGAACAAGGGGCGUUCGCCAUAUAUUUGCAAGUAUUGGAAGUGUAUUGGUGAACAAAUACUUGCUGAAGUUCUACUCCGCCAUGGGAAACUGUCAUACUGUUGGACCAAAUGAAGCCUUAGUUCGUUCAGGUAAAGUUAUUUUUGCAUGAUUUCUUUCUGCGUCAUGGCGAACGAUGCGUGACAAGUGAAGGUUGUAACCAACAAAUAUUGAUCUCAAUUCGUACUCUUUUUGAGCUACAAUUUUAGUAUUUUCCAGCAAAAAUCACGGAUACUUAAUGAUUAUUUAGGUAUUGGAAUCCGGUACGAGAUUAUAAAUAAUUAUUCUGUGGAAGAUAGAAGUGCCUCUGACUCUGUGUAACUUCACUCCAAUCGUGAUACAAACAAGGAUAUUCCGCAUUCUAAUCAUGUUGCAUACAACUCAUGAUUUUCAGGUGGCUGUUGUGGUAAUGAUGCAAAGAAAACCGUUAUUGGGGGUUGGGUAUGGGCUUGGUGGCUUGUCACAGACGUUCAGUCGUAAGUAUGAGUAAAAAUUGGUCUAGUUUUGAGAUCAGAGCGUGUGAUCUUCUCUCCUAUAGAUAAUUGUCUUCCCGUUGAAAACAGGUGCCAAGCAUUAUGCGAAAUAUACUGCACUUGGACAGUUUCUGACAAAGCAGAAUGGUUAUAUCGGAAUUGGAUGAUCCAGAAAUCAUGUAGAAAUAAAACUUACAAAGCUUUACUUGGCUUCUGUAAAACUAUACCUCUUAUACCUAUGUUUGUGUACAAAAUGUCACCGGCUCUUUGUCUGGAUUUUAAUUUUUUGCUGACUUUUCGUUUUGCUUUCACUUAAUGUCAUCGCUUUCAAAAGCGUUGAAAUUUCCGAUAGAAAUAUUUGUAUUAACUUAUUUAGUGGAAAAUGGAAAUUUCAUGUUUUUGAUUUAAAUGUAAUAUUUGUUACCUAUGACUACUAUUCACGGUCUUACGAUCGUGCUAAAAAUAGUCUUCAUAUUUGUAAAUCUGUUUAUAUCGUGACCUGAUAAAAUGUUCCCCUCUCUUAUUAACUUCUUUACGCGUUUCAGUCAUGUAUUUUAGGUAAAUAUCUUGUCCAGAAUUAUUUUUCACCGAUUUUGAAUUUUUGUUUUAAAAUCCCUACUAAAGAAAUAUAAUUUGAUUCUUGGUUACCAUAAGUUUAUUUUGAAUGAUUUUGGAUAUUGUUUGAGGCAGAGUCAUAUCUGCAAUGUUAACUUGUUAUCAAAGUAUUAAAAGUACAAUUUAGAAUAACUAGCUUGGUGCAAGAAAAUCUUCCGAAGACUUUAAAAGAAAUUUGUGACUAUCUAGUGCCUUUCAACUUUUUGUAAAGUGGUAGAAAAUUAUGGCUAAACAGCCUUCAAAAACUUGUAGCUCAAAAGUUGUUGGAUGAUUUUAGAUUUUGUCAGUUUUUUUUAACAGUGAUUUUCUUUAAUAGCAUAACAUUGGAGGUGAUGACUCUCAACCCAAGAUGUGAAAAGGUGGAGACAGCGCAGGGUGUUGCUGUGACUGUGACAGGUGUUGCUCAAGUAAAAGUCAUGACAGAACCCGAACUUCUCAAGACAGCCUGUGAACAGUUUCUGGGAAGAACAACCAGCCAAAUUGAAAACAUUAUCCUUCAAACACUGGAGGGACAUCUCCGAGCCAUUCUUGGUACUUUGUCUGUGGAGGAGAUUUACAAAGGUAUGAGGCCAAAUUUUUUUUACUGACAGAGUGUAAACUUGGUCUUUCCUUAGGUCUGAUUAAGAGACCUUGAAGUGGUUACAGAAAAUCUUGGGGUGUUACAGUGAUGUAUUGUGCUGUGUAUCGUUUAGGUUUAGAGUAUUUCAAGGAUGAUCUCUCUUUCAAAUUAAUUACCCUCAGACUUUCAGACAUUACAAUGUGUCACACUGUAGUUACAUCUACCAAAGAUACAGAUGAUGAAAAUACAGAGAAAAAAUAUUAUUAUGGGAUAUAGCCUUGAUACAUUGUCAAAUUCUCAAAGCUAAGGUACAAGCUGUGUAUGGCAACCAGUAAGGAGAUCUUGUAGUCAGAUCUUAGGAUUGAAAGGACUGUUGACAUCAAUUAUAGCCUGUUGUUGAUGUCACUCUUUUUUUUAUAAUUUUUUUUAAAAGAUCGUGAAGCAUUUGCUGCCCUGGUACGUGAAGUGGCUUCUCCUGAUGUAGGAAGGAUGGGCAUUGAAAUCCUCAGCUUCACCAUCAAGGACAUUGAGGAUCAUGUUGAUUAUCUAGACUCAUUGGGUAAAACUCAGACAGCCAAAGUGAAGAGGGAUGCAGAUAUAGGAGUGGCUGAAUCAAACAGGGAUGCAGGAAUAAGAGUAUGUAUUUUACAAAUGAAAAUUCAACCUACAAGGCACAAAGACUGUUGAAGAUUUGUUUGUUUGCCCUUUUGCCAUGUUAUAAUUUGUUGUAUAUGUGUGUGUCAAUGCGAUCAUAUUUAACCCUUUUACUACCAGGGGUGAUCAACAAGGAAUUUCUCUUUAUUAUGUCCUUACAUUUUAAAGCAGAGAGGUAAUGAGAAGAAGGAAAAUUUUGCAUUGUGUGAGUAAAGAUCAAGCUCUCAGAACUAGAAUUAUAAGCAAGAUUUGGGAGAGGGUACACUGAAUUGAUUUUAAGAUUGUGGGAGUGAAAGUGUUUAGAAAUGGUUUGAUUAGCAAGUCUUGGAAGUACUUUUAAAUAUGUGGUUUGAUAUAAAUAAAUAAUAACUUAUAACUCUUUUGCACAAGGAUUAAUUCAUGGUUAAAUUGAAUGAUUUCUUGAGUUUACAAUCCAAAUGGCUUUAAUUUUCUGGUGACAACAAUCCAAAACUUUCUCAAAUAUAGAACUUUAAUGUAAAAUUGUUUAUUUUUUUAUCAGGAAGCAGAGUGCGAGAAAGAAAAGAUGGAUGUAGCUUACCAAGCCCAAACAAAUAUUGCAGACUCUUCAAGAGAAUUUCAGAUGCAGAAAGCUGCCUUUGACCAGGAAGUAAAUGCCAGAAAAGCUGAAGCAGAACUUUCCUACGAAUUGCAGGUAAAUUUAUACUUUUCUUACCUUUGCAUGUUCCAGUUGUUUAGUGAGUUAUCAGUUGCACCAAAAUAUUGUUGAUAAAAAGGCUGGGAUUGAUUAGAGGAAUGGAGGAAACAAGAUAGAAUCAUUAUUGUAUAUUCAUUGCCCAUAUAUCUCCUUAACUCCUGCGAGUGACUGGGACAGAAUUUCUCUUAACAAUAUGAAUGCAAUGUCAAGCAGUCAUGUGAUGAGAGUAAGGGAAAAUAUCAAUUAGGAGAUUGCUACAUUCCUUGAAAUAACAUUAUUAGAGUAGUAAGGCAAAUAGUCAGGAGAAUUAUUUGAGAGACCUUGGAAGUGAGAGGGUUGGGAUCACUCAGAGGGACCCACAAUUCAGAUUUGGAUUUUAUUGCACCAAUUGUAAAUGGGUCAAUUUUGAAACACUAGUUGAAAAUAUGAGUUAAAAUAAAAAAAGGAUCUGAGGUUAAAUUUUUUUUUUUUUUUUUAACUUUGUGUUGUAUCAAGGCUGCCAAGGAAAAGCAGAAGAUCCGAGCUGAAGAAAUUCAGAUUGAUGUUGUGGAGAGAAAGAAGCAAAUUGAAGUUGAAGAGAAGGAAGUGGCCAGAAAAGACAAAGAAUUAGUUGCUACUGUCAAACGACCAGCUGAAGCUGAGAGUUACAGAGUGGAAACAAUUGCACAAGGAAAAAGGUGCUCAUGUUAUUUAUUCAAAUGUAUUCUGUUUUGUUUUCUGAUAUUUUUAUGGUUUGAAUUUAUUGGAACUUUUGAGUUACAGGUCUCAUUACUGAUACAUCAGACAACCUUAUAGUUUUUGUAAUACUGGAAGAAAAUCCCUUAAAGGGAUACACUGGAUUUUCUAAGUGGUUUCAAGUGCUAAUGCUGUCUACCAAUCAAUUUUGUUGUAGGACACAGACUGUAUUUUCAGCGCAAGCAGAUGCAGAGAGGAUUAAGGUAACAAAACUUUUGUUAUGUUAAAAUGCUUACUCAUAAACUCAGAAUACCAUAAACGUGAAAAAAAAUUGUAGAAGCAAUGUGGUGAACCUGAACUGCAAACAGCAGUGGUAAUGAGCUUGCAGUUUUUUGGUUUGUUUGUUUUCCCUGAAUUUUUAUUGCAAUUAUACACAAUCAACCUUUUUGAAUGAAAUAAGAAAGUUUACAGUUUUCCGAGUCUUACAGGAAACUUGCUUUGCAUGUAAGCAAACUUGAUGGUCUUGCGGCACAAUCCUGUUUACAGUUUGUCCACACUAUUGGCUAAUGCUAAUGUCAAAUGACAAGCCCUUGUUCAUAUGCUCACAGAGAUGGCAAAAUGUUUGCCCUUCUAGAUAGUAUUUAUUUGAUAAAUUGCUAUGGAUUCAUGGAAAAAAUGUAGCAUUUAUUUUGUAACAUGAUGUAUCACAUUGGUGAUAUUUUGAUUGACAGAUGACAGGAAGCUCAGAAGCGUCUGCUAUUGAAGCUGUUGGUAAAGCUGAGGCAGAGGGUAUGAGACAAAAGGCUGCAGCAUACAAAAUGUAUGGAGAUGCUGCCUUAACUGCAUUGGUCUUGGAGGCUUUGCCAAAGGUAACACCAGCCCUCUUGUUCAUCAAAAGUAACUUGAUAUUCCUUCUUACUGUAAAUUUCUGGAAAAGCAUUGUGGGGUAACACCUAGUUUUUUUUUUUUUUUAUCAACAAUUAAUUCAAAGUGAAAAGUAGAUCAUGGUAGGUCAGAUAUAAUAUUAGAAUCAGUUGUUUCAGUGGUAACCCCUUAUGAUAACAAAUAAAGCAAAUAUCUUGGCUUUAAAAAAGGACGCUUUUAUUUGCAAGGUUAACUUUUUAACUUGUAUUUGUAAGUGUUAUUUACCCUUAAAUGUGUGCCAAAGCAGCAUUUCAGUUGCCCCAGGAACUACAUCUUUGUUUUCUUGUUACUUGACUCUGAUUUUUAGAAUAAAAUGCUGCUCAAAUAUUAUUUUUUCCUCUGAAAGAGACUCUGCUCCAAGUUUGACAUACCUAUGUUAGCUUUUAGGGAGAAGACAGGAGGGGGGGGGGCAUGCUGAGGUCAGUGUCUAUUUUGAAUUAAUAUGGCCACAGGAGGGCAAAGAGGAAGGUGUGGCUCAACUGUAUUGAAAGACAUCUAGGAUGAAAAAAAAAUUUAUUUUCACAUAGUUAUUUUUAUGUUGUGUUACAGGUUGCAGCAGAAGUUGCCGCUCCUCUGGCUAAAACCGACCAAAUUGUUCUUGUUGGUGACAGUGGUUCUGGAGUCACAGGUGAAGUGUCCAAACUUGUAAGUGAGCUCCCUCCUGCUGUUCAAGCUCUCACCGGAGUGGAUUUGAGUGGAGUAAGUAUCAUCAGCAACUGUAUUACAAACUCUGAAAUGGUCUUUACAUGCUUUUGAAAGGAAAUUCUUUAGAUUUAGAUGAUUUGGUUAGUUUGUUCCAACACCUGUAAUUUGGAACUGGUGAAAAGCAAACAAAUCCUGGCCCCUGGUUGUUCAAUGGGUGGAUAAUACUAUCCACCAGAUAAAUCUCUAACCAGUGGAUAGCCAAGUAUGUUUUGUUAACACUUAUCUAUUGGGUAGCAAUUUACCCCAGGGAUAGUGCUAUCCAGUCUUUGAACAACCAAGGCCAGGUCUGUGUCAGAGGGGACCAAAAAAAGGUGUUUGUGCAUUGAUGUUUAAAGUGUUCACUGCUAUAUUUGGUUUCUUAACAGUUAUUUAGGUUUGCAAUGUUCCAAUACUGCUUAGGAUUAGCCACUUGUAGUAUUAUUUAUUGAAUAAUUACUUGUUUUAAUAUUACUUUUGUUUUAAUUUUUUGCAGGUACUGAAGAAGAUUCCUGGUGCAAAAUAAAAUGUUUUGUACUUACCUAUUGCUUACUUUUAGAAUAGAAUAGUUCAUAAUUACAUAUAGUCUGGAUUUUAACACUUGUCAUACUCUUUCUUGCAAUAAAUCAGUUGAUUAACUGUUUAUUAUUAUUGUAAUGAAAAUGCUGGCAGCCUCAAGGGUUUGAAUCUAGUUUCAUUCUUCUUAGUUAAAGAGAGCGAAAUUUGUGCAUGAUGUUUGGUAGUUUUGUUAGCCACAUUCCUCAUUCAAUAAGCCCCUCACAUACCCAGCAUUGCUAAAAAAAUUCAAUUUUGUAUGCAUUUAUAAGCAUUUGGUGUAGCUACAGUGUAAUAACCGUCCAAAAGCAGUUUUGCAAGCAAUUGCAUGGUUUUUUAAUUUGUUCAUUGGGAGUAUAAAUUCCAUGUGCAGUGUACCCUAGCAUGCCAGUUUCUGGAGGCUUGUAAUCUCUUCAUUUAACAACCUGAUCUAGCCUCUUUAAAGUCUAAGACUUUGAUGAAAUGAAUCUAUGAAGGGAAGGUAUAUUUGACACAAAAUAAAACAAGUUUAUUGGUGUUUUAUAAUGUCUUAAUACACCAUAAGGAAUAGACGGUUAUUUAAGAGAAGUUUUUCUUCAUGUUGCUUGUGGCAUGUUUGCUCUCAGCAACAAAAAUUUAGAUGAUGUUGUUGGUAAUGUAUUACAAUUUUUAUUUCAGUUGUUAUCAGCAAAGUUUUUUGCAAAGUUGUAGUUCCAACCUGUGCUCACUAGUGAUGACAAUCACCCACAGAGGCAAUACCACUAAGUAGUGAUUUUGAUAUCUCUGCCAAUUCAUCAUUUUCUUUGUUAUCAUUACAGUUGCCUUUGUCAUUAUUAUCGUCAUAAUGUAGAUCAUUGGCAUCACCGUGGUUAUCUUUGCCUUAAUGAGCUUGUCUUUGUUUGACUUCUAGGAGAUGUUACCUAGACUGUUAUUGCAGUGAAGGAAGGAACAUGCUAAUUUGCUUACUUGUCCAUGUUGUUUCGUAAUGGGCAGCUUAACAUUUAGUUUUACUAUCGUAAACAAGUCUGUACCCUUGCAUGCAGCACAAAGCUGUAUUCCUAUAGAUAUAUCAUUUUAUGAACUAAAGCAAGAGGUAGUGCUUUUAACUAAUGCUGAAUUUUCAAAAUAAGCACUACCCCUUAAGCAUAGGUUCUUAUCUUAUCAGAACAUUUGAGCAAUGAUAAAUAAUUGUUGAACUAUUUAACUUAGCUUGUCAGUUUCAUGACGUAUACUAUUGUGGCAAGUAUUUUGGUGGAGCCAAAUAUAUUCACAUACUGUGUAUUAAAUAUUUUUGUUUGUGUGUGUGAUAUAUGACCAGUGGGAGGAAAUGCUGGGAUUUUACUUGCUACACUUGCUUAGAAUUUGUCUUGUGAUGAAAUGCACAAGAACAUCCAAACAAAUCAGUCCAGUCCAUUUUUUUCAGGUCUUAUUUCAACUACUAGUUCAAUAGUGUUCUUAGCUACAAGGAUCUUGUAUAUUUGUUUCUUCACCGCAGUGCACAUAUAUGAAUUUCAUAUAUCUAAAAUCAUUAUUCAUCACUUGGAUGAUGUAUUUGGACCCAACAUAUUGACCAGCUCCGAGUUGGCAUGUUAGGUCAGUUGGUAGAGCAGUGCACCAGUAUCGCAGAGGUCAUGGGUUCAAAUCCAGUAUGGACCCGAAUUUUUUUCAGGUCUUAUUUCAACUACUAGUUCAGUAGUAUUCUUAGCUGUGAGGAUCUCGUAUAUUUGUUACUUCACUGCAGUACACAUGUAUGAAUUUGAUAUAUCUAAAAUCAUUUUUCAUCACUUGGAUGGUUUAUUUAGACCCAACAUAUGGACCAGCUCCUAGUUGGUUUGUUAGCUCAGUUGGUAGAGCGCUGCACCGGUAUCACAGAGGUCAUGGGUUCAAAUCCUGUACAGGCCUUAAUUUUUUUCAAGUCUUAUUUCAGCUACUAGUUCAGUAGUGUUUGUAGGUGCGAGGAUCUCACAUUCAUUUCUUCACCGCCGUGCACACGUAUGAAUUUCAUAUAUCUAAAAUCAUUAUAAAUCAGUCCACAUUCUCUUUUUGACACCUUCCUUGCGCAUGGAACACUUUCACCCUUUUCUUUAUUGGGAAUUCUCCUUGCUGACUGUUAUACAAUUCUUGUGAUGUUAGUCAAGAGAGUUUGGUAUUGGAUUAACCAAUUGUCCUAGAAUUGAUCUUUGUCUUUAUUCCCAUCACUUGUAUGUUUUAUUUCACAUUAAUAUCUUGAGGAGAAAUUCUGUCUUGAUUGCCAAUGGUCAAUGGUUUAGUAAUGGGUUUCCUAUGCAGGUUGCUGAUCAACAGCACUCUCAAAGGCAAAAGUAGCAGAAACAUGGGGGACAGGGUGGGGACCUGCCUUCUUUUGUUUUGAAAUUAUUUACCUAAUGACUUUUUACCUUGGACAUUUUGUUAUUUUGUGCAGUUGAAAGAUGUUAUGCCACUUAAUUGUUCCUUUUGCUCUAUUUGAGAGGUGUAUGAUGUCACUUUGGCAGAUAGAUUUCAUCUCAUAAGUGUAGUGAAGAGUGGUUAUAAAGGGAAAAAAUGCUGUAGUUCUGAGAAGCAAAAAUAGUUAAAAGUACAUUUUUUCUUUGUGGCAAUGCUUUAUUAGCUUGGCAUGUUUUAGAACUAGAAGAUCUAAAUUAUGUACCAGUUUCAGUCUAUCUUUUCAUAAUGAAAAUACAUUAUAAAAUUUACAUAUUUACAUAUAAAAUUUACAUCUAAGAAAUUACCACAGCCACACUUAUUUGGGAAAAUGAAAAAAAAAAUGCUGUAAAUACCUAAAAAAAAUUAAAACUUCAUUUAGGCAGCAUUUCAGAUCCUUAGAUAAGUGAGAAUCAGUGUCAAUCUUUCAUGUCGACUUCUUGGACCUGCAAGCUUUCUGGGCUCCUGCUUUGAGAGCUAAACUUACUUUAAUUAUUAAUUACAAUGAUUUAAUAAAUUAAAGAAGUAAGGUAAGCAAGUUUGGACGACUUUGCACAAAGUGUUCUUUCGCAAAUGGAUUUGGUAUAGAUGAAUUGAAUGUGGAGUUAUCCUACAUUUUGUAUUCUGGUGUCCCCUAUGAGUAUCUAAAGGGAGUGAAAUAGUUUUAAAGAGGAGAGAGAAGAGUAGCCUGGCAUCACACUUAUGGUGAAAAGAAUGCUGUACACCUCUAAUGCUGGUGUAACUCAGGACUUGAGUUAAACACCUCUAUAAUAGUUCAGUUUCCUCAAGAAGAGGGAACUAUGUUUUAAUAAAGAGGCUCUACAACACAAAGGUUAAUAACAAGCUGCUGUGUGGAAAAUGAUCCCAUGCUUCUUUUCUUAGAUUCAAAGAACAGUCUCUGACACAGUGAAAAUCAAGCCUAAUAUUACACACAGAGUUAAAGCAUCUUUUAAUAGUUAAACUUAUAGCCAGCCAAGCCAACUGCAAGAAUGCAUAAACUGAGAAAGAUUUUCUAGUUAUCUUGGAUAGUUUGGAUAUGAUUGUGGUUGAAAUUGCUGUUGCUGCAUUUGAAGCUGUUGUAGUUGUUGUUGUUGUUGUUGUAUCUGUUGUUGCUGUUGCAUCAUCUGUUGCUGUUGCUGACUCUCACCCCCCAGAUCUAUUGAAAAGCAAAUGCAAUUGA